CUUCGGGCUCGGGAGGGGCUGCGUUCCUCCUCCUCUGCUUCCUCCUCCUCCUCCUCCUCCUCCUCCUCCUCCUCCUCCUCCCUCCGUAGCCAUUUUGGCUCAAGCCGUUUGAUCCAAGCCGCGCCCCCUGCAAGAAGCGUUAGCGCCGCGGCCUCGCCCAUCGGCCAUGCCCUCGAUGAGCAAGCUCACCGCACUCGCGUGCACCGUGGCCGGCGCCGUCGGUGGCGCCGCCUUCGUUCAGCCCGGCGCCGUCCGCGCCCCCGCGCUGCCCCAGGCGUCAGCAGCCGGCCUGCAGCGCUGGGAGCAGGCGGCCCCAGAGGCGGAGGCGGAGGCGGCCGCGGAGGGCUUCCCCGCGAAGGGCUUCCUGGCAGGCCUAGCGCUCGGCCUCGGCGUCGCCCUGGCAGGUGCGCAGCACGCGCAGGCCGCGGACGCGCCGGCCGCCGACGCGCCCGCGCCCCCGCCCGAGCCCGUCGUCAUGGACGUGCGCGAUCUGCAGUACAAGGGCGACAAGGACUUCGAGGCGAAGAAGGCGGCGAUCGCGAAGGCCGCGAACAAGGUGGAGAGCGGCAUCGGGCUGCAGACCUGGAAGUGGGGCCACGACUACGACAAGAAGUACACGACGUCCUCGACGGGAGCCGGCACCUUCCUGCGCUACAACAUGGGCAACUACCAGAUCAUCCCCAGCUACCGGGGCUCGGCGGCCGACGACGGCACGUACCUCAUCGACCCGAGCCAGAUCAAGAGGGCCAAGGCCCAGGCCGCCGAGUACGAGAGGGUCAAGAAGGAGGUGGCCCCCGUCUGGCUGAAGGAUGGCGGCGCGACCGGCAACGUCUGGCCCAGCCAGGGCAUGUACAAGCCCCGCACCUACACCUCGGCAUACCAGCCCGUGAGGCAGAAGUAGGCGCUCGCCGCGGGCAGGGCCACGACGGUGCGCAAGAGCCGACGCGGAACCCCGCUGGCGCGCCCUAUUCCCGAUGCGAUUUUUAUUGACUCCUCCUCCUCCUCCUCGGCUGUUGAGGUCAUCAGCCAUCACGUUUCGGACAGCGAGUGGCCGCUUUGUUGCCUGCUUACUCUCGCCCCAGACUCGCUCCAGGGCGCGGCGGAGAGGUGUCCGCGGUGGUUGCGGUCGGGAACGCUCACGUGCAGUCAAGGCGCUGAAAGAAGGAAUCGCAUGCGACUUGUCUCCCCCCAAUUCCCGAGCUCCGCCCGAA
This is a messenger RNA of Prorocentrum cordatum, 1211 nucleotides long. The record is from the annotation of a GenBank genome assembly. NCBI's taxonomy places the organism in Eukaryota, Dinophyceae, Prorocentrales, Prorocentraceae.